GCCGAACCCUCUGCCUUACAAACUGAAACUCUUUUUCAACCACACCACCCCCCGCCCCUUGUUGGAAGUGUGCAUCAGGGGAAUUGGCAGCAUAUUAAUACUUCAACUCAGGGCCUUGGGACUGGGAAACGAAAACUUUUGAUCGCACAGACGCGUGAAUCCCGGGAAGGGUGGAGAGGGGCGGUCGCCAUGGGCUGUGCCUCCAGUGUAAAAACAACAAAAUCAGCUUCGUCAGUGGGAGAUUCCCAACCACAAUUAUUCAUCCAGGAAACGCUCACUGUUACCGACCGCUUGGAUCCUGCCGACCAUAACCGGCCCCCGAAAGGCGACCUCAGCUUGGCUGUAAACUGCGAGAAAGCAGACCAGGAAACUGGGGAACUGUUGUGCCAAUCAUGGGCACAGGGAGCCGCUGAUCCUAGUCCUAAUGUUUUAGAAAGGAAUCUGGGAGAGCAGCAGUUUGUUUUGAAAGACAUUAUUAAUUCAUAUCCUGAGGAUCAGGGCCAGACUGUCAGCAAGGUCAGUGUGAGUGUUCAAGAUGGUAUAAAUGACCCAACACAGCCAGAAACUACUAAGACCUCAAAUGCUGGUUUCCAUAACCUGAUGCUACAUUGCGAGGGAGGCCUGCUGAUGAGACAUGAUGAUAGUUCAUUUUCUAGGGUGACCGACUCUUCUUCCAGCUUACCCAGUGACCUGUACCCACCAGUUAUAAUUGAUAAUGGCAGUGGACUGAUAAAGGCUGGACUCUCAGGAAAUCAUUCUCCGACGUACGUUUUUCCAAGCGUGGUUGGAAGACCAAAGAACUCAACAUUGAAUGUUUUUGGAUUAUCAGAAAGAUGCACUUAUGUUGGAGAGGCAGCCCAAAGAAAACGCAGCAUUCUUCAUUUGAUUUAUCCAAUUCAGCAUGGACUGAUUGCAAACUGGACAGAAAUGGAAGUGCUCUGGAGACAUACGUUUGAAAACGAGUUGCGUGUUGACAUUCAGGAGCACCCAAUUGUUCUGACAGAACCGCCAAACAACCCCCAGCAGAUCAGGGAGAAAACAACUGAGAUUUUUUUUGAAGCAUUCCAAGUUCCAUCUCUAUUUCUGGGGAUUCAAGCAGUGCUGGCACUACAUUCCACUGGUAAAGUUACUGGAACUGUCAUCGAUUCAGGAUCGGCUGUGACACACGUGGUUCCCAUUUUUGAAGGAGGUGCUUUGGAUAACAUCACCCAGCGUGUGUACCUGGGAGGACAGGACCUGACAGAGUACAUGAUGAGAUCCCUAGCUGAAAACAAUAGCUGGUCCUUCACUUCCAAAGCUGGGUUAGAUAUUAUCAGAAAUAUCAAGGAGAAAUUUUGCUACGUUGCCCUUAAUUUUGAAGCAGAACUCGAAAACUUCAAGAACAAUCCAGAAGAAAUAAAGGAAGAGUAUGAGCUUCCAGAUGGACAAAAUAUGAUCAUCACAACCCAGAAAUUCAUCUGCCCUGAAGUCAUCUUUAAGCCAUUUAUAUUAGGCAAAGACAUACAGAACCUGCCUGCCAUGGCACACUCAGUGAUUGAGAGGUGCAGUGAGGAGACCCGCUAUGACAUGUACACCAACAUUGUACUAGCUGGUGGUAACAGUAUGUUUAGAAACAUGGAAGAACGUUUACAACAGGAGAUGACAAACCUUGCAAAACCAGGGACCAAGGUGAAGAUUCUUGCACCUCCCAACAGGAACUAUCUUUCAUGGAAAGGAGCAGCCAUUUUGUCUAGUCUUUCUAAUUUCCACCAGAUGUGUGUAUCCCGCCAAGACUUUGAAGAAUUUGGAGCCACGGUUUUACACAGAAAACUAAUUUAGUGAGAUAGGAAAACAAAUCCUGAAAUCCAAAGAAAAAUUAAUCAAUAUUAAUUUAAUUUAACAAACACAAAACAGAAAGUAUCAAUGUUUGUUGUAAGCCAUUUGUUCAUUACUCUUACUCUACUUAAUCAUCAUGGAAGCACUGGGGUGAUGGCAUUGCAACUUCAUUGAGUGGGAAUGGACAGCAACAAUGUGUGAUGAACAGAUGGGGGUGAUGUAUAAUGACAGGUCACUGGCUGAGACUGGACUGUGCACCAUUUUAGUUUGUAUCUUAAGUAAACUUCACUGGUAACGCCUCAAUAAAUCUUAACUUUCAAUCCCCAAAAUGCCGGUGCCUUCUAGCCAGACUAUUAAAUUUUCAAUCGCACCAGUAGGUGAAACGUUUAUCCUAUUCUACCUUUCAGUCUUUUACAUCUUCACAAUGAAAAGUCAUCAACAGCUUGUUUACUAUCAAUAACGUAUUCCUGAGACCACAAGUGAUGAGCAACAUUCACACUGAAACCAUUGCAGAACAGUACGGUUUCAAAGAUUGUUGAGGCAAUGCCCCAUGAGACAGACAGAAAUUCGAGUUUAUAGCUGUUUUGCAGGAGGUUCUCAGACUUGUGUUAACGGAGGCCUCAAAACUCAGGUCAUUUCAAAUUCUGAAUGUAAAUUGAAAAUAUAUCUAAUUCGUGGUUAUGUACAACUUUUUGGUGGGAGAGGGGGUACUUAUUUUGAAAAUAAAACUCAUUCUUGUAUAACUGCA
This is a messenger RNA of Carcharodon carcharias (great white shark), 2563 nucleotides long. Its product is annotated as actin-like. The record is from RefSeq and is a predicted model, not a curated record. Bases 190 to 1818 code for a protein of 542 amino acids. NCBI's taxonomy places the organism in Eukaryota, Metazoa, Chordata, Chondrichthyes, Lamniformes, Lamnidae. The transcript is spliced from 9 exons.